This is a messenger RNA of Epinephelus moara (kelp grouper), 5045 nucleotides long. RefSeq names its product cyclic nucleotide gated channel subunit beta 1a (gene cngb1a). Gene Ontology annotation, biological process: monoatomic cation transmembrane transport; retina homeostasis. Gene Ontology annotation, cellular component: plasma membrane; photoreceptor outer segment; intracellular cyclic nucleotide activated cation channel complex. The transcript is spliced from 39 exons. The record is from RefSeq and is a predicted model, not a curated record. Gene Ontology annotation, molecular function: protein-containing complex binding; cGMP binding; intracellularly cGMP-activated cation channel activity. NCBI's taxonomy places the organism in Eukaryota, Metazoa, Chordata, Actinopteri, Perciformes, Serranidae.
AUGUUGAGCUGGGUGGUCAAAGUCGUUCCCCAGCCGCCUGAGCCUCCACCCAAAACAGCUGAAGAGAAGAAGGAGGAGAAACCAGCUGCUGCCCCGCCUCCUGCAGCUGCCCCGCCCCCAGCUGCUGCCCCGCCUCCUGCAGCUGCCCCAGCCCCUGUUCCUGAGAAGAAAGUGACGUUUCAGGAUGAGACUAAAAAUGAAGCUCCAAAAGCUGACAAACCCAAACAGGAAGUCCAGGUGGCGGAGGAGAAUGGCCCGGCGCCUGCGUCUCAGCCCGCAGUGUUGACGUGGAUCAGCAGCACUUUGCCUCAACCUGCACUCUCACCGAAACUAAGCCGAGCCAACUCCACCACCAAGGAGGAAAACACAACACCCAGAAAAGGGAUGAUCGCUUGGAUCGCUCAGGGUUUGGAGAAAGUCGUUCCGAAGCCUGAACUGAACAAGAAGGAAACAGCAGCAGAAGCAGCAGCAGCAGCAGCAGCUGAGCCGCCGGCCGAGGUGCGUCCGACAGCAGUGGCUGAUAAAGCUGCAGAGCCGCCGGCCGCUGUCGUGGCAGAGAAAUCAGUCCAACAGGACAAAACUGACACCAAUCCACCGCCACCGCCACCCAGGAUGAUAGACUGGAUCAAACAGGGGAUAGAGAAGGUGGUUCCUCAGCCGGAGCUUCCUGUUCGCUCAAAGACAGAAGUCAGCGAGAAGACUGAAGCUCCUGCUGCGCCUAAAGCCGAGACUCCGGCACCAAAACCUGCUCCGGCACCAGAACCUCCUCCAGCCCCGAAACCUGCCCCGAAACCUGCCGACGACACAGAGAAGUCUCCCAAAGAAGCAGAGCCGCAGCCCAAUAUGAUGGGAUGGAUCGUCAGUGAGAUCGGUCGUAUGUUACCUCAGCCUGUACAGAAGCAGGACUCGAGCAGCGAUGAGGUGCAGAACAUCAGCAUUGUACAGAAGAAAACAGACCUGGUGCUGGAGGACAUCGGACAGGAAGAGGUCAAGGAGGUCAAGCAGAAGGAGAAGGAGAAGGAGAAAGGAGAUGCAGAGACCCAGAUGGAUCAGAGUGCUCCACUGAUGGUCAGCAUCAAGGAGGAGGCUGGAGAGGCUCUUCUGGCUCAAAUGGAGGAAAGACUGCAGCAGGGUCGUCUGGAGGCUGCCCGAAUUGCAGAGGAGAUGGCCAGGAAGGCAGCAGAGGAGGCGGUCCGACAGCUGGAGGUGGAGCAUUCGGCUAAGAUAGUCAUAGAAACGCUGCCAGAGUCCAACGAGCAACUGCCCAACAUCCUGGAGGAGGAAAACGAAGAUGACCCAGAGUUGCAGAACCUGCAGGAGGACAGUGACGACAGCACAGACAAUAAGUGUCCUGAAGAAAUUAAGAAAACAGCUAUGGAGGAAGAGAAUAAACCUGAUAAAACCAUGAUGGACGUCUGUCCGAUUGAAGACGAGGCCUCUCCUUCAUCAACAGAUGUGGAACCAGCAUCCGAGAGGAGAGACCUGGAGAGUCCGGUCUCCCAAACCAUCACCCAGCAACCAGAGUCACAAGCUGAGGCACCACCAACCUCCACUACCACCACGGAUCAGGCCGCUGCAGCAGAGGGUGAAUGUAGAGUUCCCGACAUUUGUUCUUCGAUUACGAGCUUUCUGCUUUGCUUCCCACGCGUUGCCGAGUGUCUGCAGAGCUGCAGGAGGUUGAUGCAUGAGCAUGACCUCACCCCGUCCAAACUGUCCAUGCCAACUCCACCGCCGGAGCUCGCCCAGCUGACCCAGGAGCUGUCGCAGUUCCCCAAGCAGGCGCGCCAGUGCUCUCCGGUGCUGAGGGUGGAGGACGUGGAUCAGGAUGUGCAGCAGGAAAAAGGCCUGAACAUCCCCAAAAUUAUCACCACCUCAGAACCAGAGUUUAGAUCUCUGAGUGUCCCCAACGUCCUGCUGUCAAAGCUCAGUUUAUGGGAAGAGUUUCAGUCUGGGUUCAGAGCUAAACACAGUACCCAGACUGUCCUUACCAAGGUCAUCAACGACCUGCUUGUCGCUGCUGACCCCAGUCACCUAAACAUACUUCCCUCAGGUGACCUGUCUGCAGACGAGGACAAUGACCUCGGCCUGAAGACCUGGUCCAGUCAGGGAGACCUGCUGACUGCAGACAAUGAGAUCCGCCCUCUGUCAGCAGCCAGCGUCGGCAGCGUUGUGAUCCAGGACCGUCUCAGCGACCUUGUCAGGAUGUUUAGAGGUCGAACGGAGCGUCAGAAAGAGCGGCUGGUGGACCCGGACGAGUCUGAGGAGGAGAGUCCUUCAGCCUCCCCGAGCAAAGCUCCACCUCCUCCUCCUCCUCCUCCACCAGAGGAGAAGAAGGACGACGCUCCUGCAGCAGCAGAAGAAGAAAAAGAGGAGAAGGAGUAUGUGCUCCCUUUUGAACUUCUGGGACGUCCAGUCAAAAUUCCCAAACUGCCCAAACUUCCCCCAAUGCCCGACUGGCUCCGAGUCAUCCUUGAGUACCGCUUCCCCUCCAGCAUCGACCCGUUUGGUGAUCUGAUCUACGUGCUCUGGCUCUUCUGUGUGGUGGCGGCGUGGAACUGGAAUGUGUGGUUGAUCCCCGUCCGCUGGGCGUUUCCGUACCAAACCCCCGAGAACAUCCACCUGUGGCUGCUGAUGGACUACACCUGCGAUUUCAUCUACAUCACCGACAUGCUCGUCUUCCAGCCCAGACUGCAGUUCGUCCGUGGAGGAGACAUCGUGUGUGAUAAAAAGGACAUGAGAGAAAACUACAUGACCACCGAGAGGUUUAAGAUGGACGUCAUCAGCCUGUUUCCUAUGGAGAUAUUUUACUAUUUCACUGGAGUGAACUCUCUGCUGAGAUUCCCUCGUCUGCUGAAGUACAUGGUGUUCUCUGAGUUCAACGACAGAAUGGAGGCUGUGAUGAAGAAGGCGUACAUCUACAGGGUGAUCCGAACCUCCACCUACCUGCUGUACUCUCUGCACAUCAAUGCCUGUCUCUUUUACUGGGGCUCAGACUACGAAGGACUCGGAUCCACCAAGUGGGUUUACAAUGGAAAAGGCAACGCUUAUAUCCGCUGUUACUAUUUUGCCGUGAAGACGCUGAUCACCAUCGGAGGGCUGCCGGACCCCACCACUGUCUUUGAGAUCUGCUUCCAGCUCAUUAACUACUUUGUUGGCGUCUUUGCGUUCUCCAUCAUGAUCGGUCAGAUGAGAGACGUGUUCGGAGCUGCGACGGCCGGUGAGAACUACUACCGAGCCUGCAUGGACAGCACCAUCAAGUACAUGACCUCCUACAACAUCCCGCGAGAGGUCCAGAACCGCAUCAAGACCUGGUACGACUACACCUGGAAGAGCCAGGGCAUGCUGGAUGAACAGGAGCUGCUGGUGCAACUUCCUGCCAAGAUGAGGCUCGACAUCGCUGUGGACGUCAACUACUCCAUCGUCAGUAAAGUCGCCCUGUUUCAGGGCUGUGACCGACAGAUGGUGUUCGACAUGCUGACGAGGCUCAAAUCUGUGGUGUACCUGCCCGGAGACUUUGUCUGUAAAAAGGGGGAGAUCGGCAGGGAGAUGUACAUCAUUAAACAGGGGGAGGUUCAGGUGGUGGGCGGUCCCGACCUGCAGACGGUGUUCGUCACCAUCAGAGCCGGCUCGGUGUUCGGAGAGAUCAGUUUGCUGGCGGGAGGCGGAGGGAAUCGACGUACAGCUAACGUGAAGGCGCACGGAUUUGCCAACCUCUUCAUCCUGGAUAAGAAGGACCUGGCAGAGAUCUUGGUGCACUACCCCGAGUCCCAGAAACUCCUCCGCAAGAAGGCCAAGACGAUGCUGACGAAGGAUAAGAAGCCAGAUGAGAAGGCGGCAGGUAAAGAGGCGGUGCAGGUGAUCCCGCCCCGACCGGACACCCCUGAGAUGUUCAAGGCAGCGCUGAAGGUGACGGAGCAGGUGGGAAGAGAGGGUGUCUUCUCCAAACUGAAGACAAGCUACAAACCAAGACAGAUUGAUCCUCUCCUCUUGUCGUCUCCUCCUCCCUCUUAGGUUCUUCCCUCCAUCUCUCCGGUGCCCCCUCCCUCUCCGAUGCACCGCCGCUCUCCGGUCCCUCUCACCGCGGUUCAGGACGAUGAUGACGCCGUGUCGGAGACGGCCGACAGUUCAGUGAUCAUCAGGAUGACGCCGCGACCACAGGGGGAGGAGGUGCUGACCGUGGAGGUGGCGCCUGGGGAUGGAGAGGAGGAGAAGAAGGAGUGAGGAGACAGGAAGCUGUCGUCCUCUCAGGACUCAGUUGGCUUCCCAGAAUGCCUUUCAGCAGCCUCCGCAGAAGAGACAUGGGUUUCAGGUGGAGGUGGAGAGAAAAACGACGGACCCCAGAGCAUCACGGUCCCUGUCCUCCUCCUGCCAGCUCUGUUUCUUCUUCUCUGGUGGAUUCUCCGCACGUCCUCGUCCUCCUGGUGUUAGACACAUUUUAAAUCUGUGCAGAAGAAGAACUCUGAGAACAGUCACACACAUGAUGUCAUCUCAAUAUAUUCAAAUGUUCCUCCUCUCUGGAUGCUUCUCAUUCGCUUUUUACUUGUCUCCUUGUUUCCUUCACUUGUUUCUUUUCCUCACGUCCCUCUGACGCCGUGAGGACGGACGCAGGAGGAAACAGGAAGUAGUGACCUGAGACGUCAGCUGUCAGUCGGCUUUAACUCGUCUGUGAUGAACUGUACUGCAGAUAUUUAGAGAGGAUAAACUGCUGCUGUAAAGUUAUCGUACGACACGUAGAUCCAGUCAGACGAUCUGAUUGGUUAACUAGACAUUGAGAGCGUGCUCAGAUCAGCGUGAACGCAGCUGAAUAUAAAACCAGUCGGAUGGUUUAUAUAUUGUUGAAUUUGAUUAAAAUCAUCUUUAAUGAAAAUCAUAUCUGGUGUCGUUAGAUCGCUGUUAGCCGGCCUGAUGUUAAAGAACAGACCACAGAGGAAAUGUUUUUAAAAGCUAAACGCAGACGGAUAGAGACUGAAGCAGAAUAUUUUGAUAGACAAAUUAAUUUUGGAAAUGAUUACAAAGAUCUUUUUUCAAUAAAUUUUGACCUUCAA